UUCAUGUUCUUGGCUCGGCAGCAGGGGGCGCUCACUGUGUUCAGAAACACUGAACUGUCCCUUUAGCGCCUGCAGUUUCCUCCGCGGCCAGCGGGAGGCAGUAAAGCACAGCUGACAGCAACAGGCUGCCACUGUCAUCUGUCAAACUUUCUCUUUGAAAUGAUCCCCGUGCACGUGCGCAAACACACACGCACACGCGCGCCUCCCUCCUCCUCGUGCUCUUGUAUUUCCGUGCAGAGGAGCAGGAGGAGCGCGCGCCACAGUCUGACCCAGAGCCUGCAGCCUCCUCUGGACUUUUAUCCCGGGACAGAAGCAGUGACAUGAGCCGGGCCACGUGCGCAGGGAGGACCUGCUGAAGAGGAGGAGGAGGAGGAUGAAGCGGAUCCACAUCCGAACCGAGCCCGUCUAAGAUGCUCACGGGACCAGCAGCUCGGCACGCGGCUCGGAUCCAGAGUAGCCCGGGAUAAAAGAGUGAAACCACAAAGAGACCAACCGGGACCAACCGGGUCAGAGGAGCCGAGACCCCAGAGCACCAGGAGGAAGACAGGUCCACAGCGAUGCUGCGGCUGCUGCUCCUCGUCGCGCUGCUCGUCCUGACGCUCGCGGCGGGACGCGGUGCGACGGCGGCACUGCUGCGAGGCCUCGGCGCGACGGAGCUGUCGGCAAGGACAGAGGCGGGUGGACUGAACCGAGCCAAGACCGGAGUGGAGAGAAUGAGCCGGUCUCACCACGGGACGGAAGCUCAGGCCAAAGAUCCACGCUACAAAGACAAGAUCAUCAGACAACUGACAGGUCCUUUAUCCUUCAACCCUAAGUGCAGGAAACAGUUCAACAGACUGUACCACAACACCAGAGACUGCACUGUACCUGCCUAUUAUAGACGAUGUGCUCGUCUGCUGAUGCAGCUCGCUAACAGCCCGCGCUGCACUGAGAGAUAGACGUCUCUGGACGCGCAGCCUUGCCGUGACGGUGAGGAGGGAGGAGCAUCCGUGAUGUGAUGUCAUCAGCAGUGGCAGCCAAUGAGCUGAGAGAUCACAGCGUCUCCUCGUCUCCUCGUCUCCUAUCGGCUAAAACCAUAAAAACUCUUUCACUUAUCAGAUUACAGGUAAUCAGAUUACAGGUAAUCGGAUUACAUUCACUGACACAAGAUCUGAGAAUGUGGAAUAAAUGGCGCCUCCUGCGGGACAACAGUGGGUCUGUCUCUGGAGGAUGGAGGACAAACAAUGUCCCGCUCAGUGUGUGAGGACCUGAUUGAAGACACCCACUGUUAUUUUGUUACAUCAUCAUAAUAAUAACAAUAAUAAUAAUAAUCUGUGUACAACGUGAAAGAAGAAUAAAGACACUUUUGAUAUUUA
Solea senegalensis (Senegalese sole) is the source of this 1355-nucleotide messenger RNA. RefSeq names its product ALK and LTK ligand 2-like. Lineage: Eukaryota; Metazoa; Chordata; Actinopteri; Pleuronectiformes; Soleidae. The transcript has 6 exons. Gene Ontology annotation, molecular function: receptor signaling protein tyrosine kinase activator activity; receptor tyrosine kinase binding. The coding region runs from base 558 to 938 and encodes 126 amino acids. Gene Ontology annotation, biological process: positive regulation of ERK5 cascade; positive regulation of ERK1 and ERK2 cascade. The record is from RefSeq and is a predicted model, not a curated record.